Coccomyxa subellipsoidea C-169 is the source of this 2326-nucleotide messenger RNA. Its product is annotated as heat shock protein Hsp90. The transcript is spliced from 16 exons. Gene Ontology annotation, molecular function: ATP binding; ATP hydrolysis activity; ATP-dependent protein folding chaperone. The record is from RefSeq and is a predicted model, not a curated record. The coding region runs from base 20 to 2326 and encodes 768 amino acids. Lineage: Eukaryota; Viridiplantae; Chlorophyta; Trebouxiophyceae; Coccomyxaceae. Gene Ontology annotation, biological process: protein folding.
GUGAGGUAGAACAGGAAAGAUGCGUGGUCCCCGUGUGGCUGCGAUCGCGCUGCUGGCGUGCCUGGCGGUCGCCGGUUUCUCAGGUAUCAGCAUUCAUGCAGUCGCGGAAACAGCAGAUCAAGCUGCUGCAUCAGGGACUGAGGCACCGAAGAUCUUUGCGCCCAAGGAAGGAGCAGAGAAGUUCACCUUCCAGGCGGAGGUCAACAGGCUGAUGGACAUCCUCAUCCACUCCCUCUACUCCAACAAGGAAAUCUUCCUCAGAGAGCUGAUCUCCAAUGCGGCAGAUGCGCUGGACAAGAUCCGCUUCCUGUCCCUGACAGACAAGGGGCAGCUAGGGGAGACGUCCGACCUUGAAAUCCGCGUGAAGGUCGACCACGACAACAAGAUCCUGACCAUCCAGGACACCGGCGUGGGCAUGACUCGCGAUGACCUGGUCAAGAACCUGGGAACCAUCGCCAAAUCUGGCACCUCUGCCUUCCUGGAGCAGAUGCAGAAGAGCAAUGACAUCAACCUGAUCGGUCAAUUUGGUGUUGGCUUCUACUCUGUCUACCUGGUGGCAGACUAUGUCGAGGUGGUCAGCAAGCACAACGAUGACAAGCAGUGGAUGUGGGAGAGCGGCGCAGAUGGCAACUUCGCCGUCAGCGAGGACACUGGCGAGUCGAUUGGCAGGGGCACCGUCCUCAAGAUCCACAUCAAGGAGGACGCCCAGGAGUACCUGGAGGAGGCGAAGCUGAAGGAGCUGGUGGCCAAGUACAGCGAGUUCAUCAACUUCCCCAUCUACCUCUACUCCAGCAAGGAGGUGGAGAAGGAGGUGCCAGUGGAGGAGCAGUUGGCAGGCGAUGAUGAGAAGGAAACUGAGGAGGAAACGGACGCAGACAAGGACGACGACGAGGACUCCGAUGAUGAGGCGCCCAAGACGAAGAAGGUGAAGGAGACGGUGUGGGACUGGGACCUGCUCAACGACAACAAGGCGCUGUGGCUGCGCAGCCCCUCCGACGUGGGCGACGAUGAGUACGCCAACUUCUACAAGGCCCUCGCCAAGAGCGACCACGAGAAGGCGGCAGCGCACGUGCACUUCCGGGCGGAGGGUGACGUCGAGUUCCGGGCGCUGCUGUACGUUCCGGAGAGCGCGCCGCCCAACUUCCUCGCUGACUACUACGGGCACAAGCCCUCGCUCAAGCUUUACGUGCGCCGCGUCUUCAUCUCCGACGACUUUGAGGAGCUCAUCCCCAGGUACCUGAGCUUCCUGAAGGGUAUUGUGGACAGUGACACGCUGCCGCUGAGCGUGUCGCGUGAGACGCUGCAGGCGCACGCCAGCCUCAAGGUCAUUAAGAAGAAGCUCGUGCGCAAGGUGCUCGACAGCCUCAAGAAGAUGUCCGACGCCGAAAAGGACGCCGCCAAGGGCGACAGCGCGGACGAGGAUGACAAGGCGGAGGCGGAGAAGUACGGCAAAUUCUGGAAGGAGUUUGGCCGCGCGCUCAAGCUGGGCAUCAUCGAAGACGCGCCCAACCGGCCGCGCCUGGCCAAGCUGCUGCGCGUGCGCACCAGCACCGACCCCGAGAAAUUAGUCACCCUGGAUGACUACGUCUCGCGCAUGAAGGAGGACCAGAAGCAGAUCUUCUACCUCACUGGUGCAUCUGUGGAGGACCUGCAGAAGAGCGUGUUUCUGGAGAAGCUGAUCCAGAAGGGCUACGAGGUCAUCUUCUUCACGGAGCCCAUCGAUGAGUACGUGAUGACUCACGUGACUGAGUACGAUGACAAGAAGUUCCAGGACGCCUCCAAGGACGACGUCAAGCUGGGCAAGGACGACAAGAAGGGCCUCAAAAAGCUCAAGGAGGAGUUCAAGGACGUGCUGGCGUGGUGGAAGGAGCUGCUGGGCGCCGCUGUGGGGCAGGUGAAGGUGAGUACGCGGCUGGCGACCAGCCCGGCCAUCGUGCUGACGUCCAAGUAUGGCUGGAGCGCCAACAUGGAGCGAAUCAUGAAGAGCCAGGCGCUGGGGGACACCGCGGACCGCAGCUACAUGAAGGGAAUGAAGACGCUGGAGAUCAACCCCCGCCACCCGCUCGUCCUUGAGCUCAAGCGCCAGUUUGAGGAGGACAAGGAGUCGGAUAAGGCGGCGGCGUACGCGCGGCUGCUGUGGGACACAGCGCUGCUGGAGAGCGGGUUUGAGAUUGAGGCGCCCAAGGAAUUCAAUUCGCGCAUCUACGGGCUGCUCGCGCAGGCCUACAACAUCCAGGGGGACCUCGGCAUCUCCGCCGAGGACGCCGCGGCCGCAGCCGCCGAGGAGGUGACUUGCACGCCCCCUGAGACAGGCCCUCUUUUUUGA